This is a messenger RNA of Wyeomyia smithii (pitcher-plant mosquito), 4158 nucleotides long. RefSeq lists its product as uncharacterized. The record is from RefSeq and is a predicted model, not a curated record. The transcript is spliced from 2 exons. The coding region runs from base 1 to 4158 and encodes 1385 amino acids. NCBI's taxonomy places the organism in Eukaryota, Metazoa, Arthropoda, Insecta, Diptera, Culicidae. Gene Ontology annotation, biological process: DNA integration. Gene Ontology annotation, molecular function: nucleic acid binding.
AUGUCCGACCAGGAUUUGAAAAACGCGAUUCUCCGACUAACCGAACUGGUAGUCAACCAACAAGAGCAGAUUCAACUCCUCAAGCGAACCGGUCAAGCCAGCCAACCGGGAAGCGAGAAGAUAAUCGAAUCGUUGGCCACGGGAAUUGAAGAUUUUUACUACGAUCCUGACGGUGGAGUGUUCUUUGACGCGUGGUUUGCUCGCUACGAAGAUGUCUUCAAGGUCGACGGCAAGAAUCUAGACGAUCCAGCGAAGGUGAGGCUACUCUUAAGAAAAAUCGGCACCCAGUUCCACGAGCGAUACGUAAAUAGUAUCCUGCCAAGACAUCCCCGCGAUUUUGGCCUGGACGAAACGGUGAAGAAACUUAAGAAACUUUUUGGUCAUCAAACCUCGCUGUUCAACGCUCGUUACCGUUGUCUUCAGUAUACUAAGAAUGAAGCAGACGAUUUUUCAAGUUAUGCUGCCUCUGUGAACAAGCAUUGCGAAGCAUUCCAACUCACCAAGCUCACUGAUGACCAAUUCAAGGCGCUACGUUUUGUUUGCGGUCUACAAUCUUCCCGCGAUGCAGACAUCCGAACUCGAUUGAUCGGCAAAUUGGAAGCUGAAGAGCAUGCUCCGCCAGCAGACGGCACAAAGCUAACCUUGGAAAAUCUCGUCGAGGAGUGUCAUCGGUUCAACAAUCUGGAGCAGGACACCAAGUUGGUAGAGAAGCCCGUUCCGGAAAAAUCCGUCGUCAACGCUGUUUCCACCAAGCCUGCUAAGAAAAAACAACCGAAAUCUCCGUGCUGGUUUUGCGGUGAUUUACAUUUCGUAAAGGUAUGUUCCUAUCAAGACCACAAUUGCAACAAGUGCAAACGAAAAGGGCAUAAAGAAGGUUACUGCUCAUCUGCUGAAUCAAAAUCAAAGCCAGCAAAACAAAAGUACAAGGCAUUUGUGAAGUCCAAAGGAAUUUCAGUGAAACGCAUCGAUCUUCAAGGGAAGAGGAAAUACGUUACUGUUGGAAUCAAUGGCAAAGAAGCUGUCCUUCAGUUAGAUUGCGCUUCUGAUAUCACCAUUAUUUCUACGCAGACCUGGGAGGCGAUAGGCAAACCAGCCAUCAACGUAACUGACAUAACCGCCAUCAGCGCUUCCGGAAACAAGAUUAACAUGGCUGGUGAGUUCCUUGCAGACAUAACCAUCCGAAGCGUGACAAAAGCUGGCAUUGUCCAUGUGUCAUCAAGCCCGGAUUUGAAUGUCCUUGGAAUUGGAACAAUCGAUCUAUUCCAACUAUGGUCGAUUCCUUUCAACUCACUGGUCAAUGCUGUGCAUCAGAAGCCGGAAGACAUUGAGCAAAAGCUGCGUACGAAGUUCCCGGAAGUGUUCCAGAGCACACUUGGCCGGUGUACCAAAGCAAAAGUUAAACUCUACCUGAAGCCCAACGCCCGUCCCGUGUACUGUCCCAAGAGACCAGUUGCAUAUGCUGCUCUUCCCAAGGUGGAUGCCGAACUUCAACGUCUUCAGGACAAGGGAAUUAUCUCACCAGUGAAGUUUUCCGACUGGGCAACUCCAACAGUAGUGGUCCGUAAGUCAGACAACGUUUCCGUCCGUAUCUGUGGCGACUAUUCUACAGGGUUAAACAAUGCGCUAGAAUCAGAUGCCCAUCCGCUACCACAUCCAGAUGAUAUUUUUGCUGAUCUAGCUGGCUGCCGUUAUUUCUCCCAACUCGAUUUUUCUGAUGCGUACCUGCAAGUCGAGAUUGAAGAGGAAUCACAAAAGUAUCUGACGAUAAACACUCAUCGAGGACUGUUCAAAUACAACCGUCUGCCGCCUGGAAUCAAGUCCGCUCCUGGUGCCUUCCAAAGGAUUAUUGACAGUAUGGUCGCUGGUAUUCCUGGAGUAAAACCGUAUCUAGACGAUAUCAUGAUUUCUGUUAAGACAAAAGAAGAACACAAUCGAAGCCUUCAUGAGGUCCUGGAGCGGAUCAAAACGUACGGUUUUCAUCUGAAGAUCGAAAAAUGUCGAUUUGGUCUAUCACAAAUUAAGUUCCUAGGCCAUAUCAUCGACAAAGACGGCUUACGACCUGAUCCCGCGAAGACAACCGCAAUUUCGCAAAUGCCAGCUCCAACCAACGUAUCACAGCUUCGAUCGUAUCUUGGAGCUAUCAAUUAUUAUGGGCGUUUUGUCAAGCAGAUGAAAGAGCUAAGAGCACCCAUGGAUUAUUUACUGAAACAAAACGUGAAAUGGGAAUGGACUGCGAACUGUCAGAAGUCGUUCGACAAGUUCAAAAUGCUGCUCACUUCCGACUUGUUGCUGACACAUUUUAACCCGAACAAAGAAAUCAUCGUCGCAGGUGAUGCAUCCAAAAAUGGCUUGGGCGCUGUUAUUAUGCAUCGUUUUCCGAAUGGAUCAGUGAAGGAUAUUUCGCACAUUUCAAGAUCUCUAACUCCUGCGAAGCAAAAUUACGGCCAGAUAGAAAAAGAAGCUUUGGCACUGGUUUUUGCUGUAACACGGUUUCAUAAGAUGGUAUUCGGCCGGAAGUUUACCUUGCAGACUGAUCACCAACCACUUCUUAAGGUGUUCGGGAGCAAAAAAGGAAUUCCGGUAUACACGGCUAACCGGCUUCAACGCUGGGCGCUUACGUUAAUGCUGUACGAUUUUGACAUCCAGUUUGUGCGCACUGAAGACUUUGGACACGCUGACCUCCUUUCACGACUAAUGAAAUGCCAUUCAACAACUGACGAAGAGUAUGUCAUUGCUUCUGUCCAAAUGGAAGCCGAUGUCAACACCGUUCUCAGUGAUUCUACUUCAAGUCUACCUGUGACGUCUGAAAUGAUCGCUACUGAAACAUCGAAAGAUCCUGUUCUCCAGUCGGUGGUGUUCCAUAUCAAUGAAGGAUGGCCUAAUCAUUCCAAAGCAAUUAAUGAUCCAGUUGUCCAACAAUUCUUUAUCCGCCGAGACAGUCUGCUGAUCGUCCAAGGUUGCAUCAUGUUCGGCGAUAGAGUUGUUGUGCCAAACCGCUUUCGCAAACGCAUUCUUCAGCAACUACAUCGAGGCCAUCCGGGGAUGGAGCGAAUGAAAUCCCUAGCAAGAAGUUUCGUGUACUGGCCUAACAUCGAUGAUGCCGUCGAAAAAUAUGUUCGAUGCUGCAGACCCUGUGCUGAAGCUGCUAAAUCACCACGCAAGACGGACCUGGAGUCGUGGCCCAUUCCAUCGAAGCCGUGGGAACGAGUCCAUAUCGAUUAUGCUGGCCCGAUUAAUGGAUACUACUACUUUCUGGUAAUUGACGCAUAUUCAAAAUGGCCAGAAAUCUACCGCACUCGAAGCACAAACACAACGAAAACGUUGGAAAUGCUAGACGAGAUUUUUUCAAGAUUCGGCAAUCCAAAAAUUCUGGUUUCGGAUAAUGGCUCGCAAUUUUCUAAUGGACAGGCUGAGCGCUUUGUGGACACUUUGAAAAGAGGACUCAAGAAGUUACGAGAGGGAGGAAAUCCAGCAACUUUCCGACAUCUUCACCGGUCCACACCCAAUCGAAGUGCUCGUGAUCAUAAGUCACCUGCAGAACUUUUUCUAGGUAGACCCCUCACUACUACACUGGAUCUUCUUAAGCCCCGAAAAUCAAGCACACCAGCUGUAAACAGUAAGCAGAAUAACCAGUUCAAUCAACACCAUGGUACCGUCAAGAGAGAGUUCUCCGCUGAUGAUUUAGUGUACGCAGAGGUUCAUCAUCACAAUCAAACCUCAUGGGUUCCUGGCAAGGUGAUUGAGAGAAAAGGCUCCGUCAUGUAUGCUGUACUUCUGGACACCGGUCGUCUCAUCCGUUCUCAUACGAAUCAGCUGCGACAGCGUCAUCUAGAAUCCAUUAGUGAAGCUACUGAAUCAAAUUUACCAUGGACCGUGCUGCUUGAGGAAUUUGGAAUGCAAAAUCUGUGUACUCCAUGUUCGGAUGAAACUGCCGAUCCUGAUUCCAAAGAAACUCAACAACCGCCUGAAAUGCUGCCACAAGUGGCACACCCAAUUCAACAAUUGCCUGAAGUAUUGCACCCUGCCGAACCAACUUUGGACCAAGAAAAGGUUCUAGCACCAGAAGUCGUUGUUGAAGGCAUCAAUCCGCAGUGCUCCAAUCAACCCGUUCGUAACCGAAGGCUUCCGGCAUGGCUCGGAUCCUACGAUCUCUUUUAA